Molecule: messenger RNA, 4550 nt
Organism: Alosa alosa (allis shad)
Lineage: Eukaryota; Metazoa; Chordata; Actinopteri; Clupeiformes; Clupeidae
Gene: brinp3a.1
Product: bone morphogenetic protein/retinoic acid inducible neural-specific 3a, tandem duplicate 1
Exons: 8
Coding region: 643-2931 (762 amino acids)
Biological process (GO): negative regulation of mitotic cell cycle; positive regulation of neuron differentiation
Source: RefSeq, a predicted model, not a curated record
CAAGCCAGCAAGAACCUGCAAGCGGCUGUGCUUCAUGGAAUACAGCUCAGGUCAGACUGGGAAAUUGUUGUUCGCCCGAGAGUGUACAGAUAUGUAAUGUACAAUUUAUUUUAAAGUUGGAAAUCGCUCAGUCUGUUGUCAUUGAAGACGGGGAAGGUCUGCUUGAAGUGAUUCUCGCUACAGUCCGCUGUUGAGGAAAGCAGCCGCAUAACUUCAACUUCAUCCUCGAAAGAAAUCGAUUUACCCUUGUGUUCGGCUGGGUUUCUAUGGUCCAUAUCUUAUGAAAACGACAAUUUGUUUACCUUCUCUGCCUUUCAUCCUCGCACUUGGAGACCGGACUGCGAGUUGUCCCCUUGGAAAUAUUUUCAACGGGAAAGGUGUUCAAAUGGAUGAGAUUCACUGUUCCGCAGGCUCCCCUUCUUCCUGAUGCACGUCUGACCGAUUUAGAAUGGGAAACAUGAACUGAAGUGUGGGAGUCCUCAGGAGGUCACCCUCACAAGAAUCGGGUUGUUUAAACAGCGCACUUUCCACCCAAAAUCGCGAUGCUUCAUUAAAUUUCAACGGUCUGCCUAAGUGUAGUAAAUAUAGCAAAACAAGGACACAAGGAAAGUUUGGAGAGAAUGAGGAGUCCCCGGGUGAAGCAUGAGCUACCGGUGUAUUGCUUUUAGACGGGUAUAUCUGAUGUGUCUAUGGAGGUGUGUAGCACUAAGCCUCUUCUGCUGGGUUGCAGCCUCUGCAGCAGGUGCUGGCGAUGCCGCUGGGCCCUUUGGGUGGCUCCUUUCAGAUAAAGGGCCCUUUCACCACUCCCAGGAAUUUGCCGAAUUUGCAGAGCGUUACCAACAGGGUUUCACCACAAAGUACAAGAUAUACAGAGAGUUUGGCCGCUGGAAAGUGAGCAGCCUGGCACUGGAGAGACAGUACAACAAUGGCGUGGCCCUGCCUCUCGACCCCGAGUUCAUGCAGACCAUCAGGCACCUGGGUCGCCGGCCGACCAUCGGUGCCAUCACUGAGAACAUCAUCCGGAAAUACGGCACACACUUUCUGCUGUCCGCAACACUGGGAGGAGAGGAGGCCUUGACCAUCUUUGUGGAUAAGCGCAAGCUGAGCCGGACGGCCGAUCCGAGUGACUCAAACAGCACGGCCAUCACUCUGGAGACCCUCCACCAGCUGGCUGCCUCCUACUUCAUCGACAGAGAGAGCACGCUGCGCAAGCUGCACCACCUCCAGAUCGCCUCCACUGCCAUUAAGGUGACUGAAACAAGGACAGGCCCUCUCGGAUGCAGUAACUAUGACAACCUCGAUUCUGUCAGUUCAGUUCUGGUUCAGAGUCCUGAAAACAAGAUUCAUUUACAAGGACUUCAGGCCAUUCUACCAGACUACCUGAGGAGCCGGUUCGUCCAGGCUGCCCUCAGCUACAUCGGGUGUCAUUCGGAGGGAGAGUUUGUGUGCCGAGAUAAUGACUGCUGGUGCCGGUGCGGUCCCGAUUUCCCACAGUGCAACUGUCCUGAAUUGGACCUGAAGGCGAUGGAGGACAGUCUCAGACAGAUCCGAGAAUCAUGGAAACAGGCCAAUCAAGAGUUUGAGGAAUCAGAUGAGUUCCAGAACUUUGUGCGAAGACUGCCAACAUUCUACGCCUUAAACGCAUCCGCCAUCCAGUACUUCUGGAAGAUGGAUCCCGGUGUGCACCAGCGCUACCAGCAGCUGGAGCUCGGAACUGGGCAGCUCCUCAGCAAAGCCCGGCGGAUCAUCGGCAGGCUCUUCACACUGAGCAAGCGAUGCCGGACUCAGCCUCGAAUCGCCGUGCCCAGAGAGAGGCCCUUCAGUUACUGGCUAAGCUACAUCCUCUCCAUCCUGUACUGCAGCGAGAACAACCAGAUUGGCUCGUACAUGGAGGAGUCGCGCUCCUGCUCGUGCCCCUACGAGCACCCGACGUGCCAGGGCGUGAUUCCGUGCAUGGUGGGCGACGGGCCCUACUGCUCCGCCUGCUCCUACGAGAACCGCUCGCGCUGCUCGGGCUGCAAUCCAGGCUUCACGCUGAGCCAGGGUGCCUGCCGCAACACCGUGCCCGACUCCACGGACAACUACAUCGGCUUCGAGACGGACCUCCAGGACACGGAGAUGCGCUACCUGCUCCAGAAGCGCGACGGCCGGAUAACGGUGCAUGCCAUGUUUAUCAGCAACGACGUGCGCCUCAACAACUGGUUCGACCCGUCGUGGCGGAAGAGGAUGCUGCUGACGCUGAAGAGCAACAAGUUCAAGUCCAGUCACGUGCACAUGCUCCUGGGAAUGUCCCUCCAGAUCUGCCUUACUAAAAACAGCACCCUGGAACCCAUGCUUUCUGUUUAUAUCAACCCCUUUGGGGGCAGUCAUUCGGAGAGCUGGAUCAUGCCCAUAGACCAGAACAAUUAUCCAGACUGGGAAAGGACCAAGUUAGACAUACCACUAGACUGUUACAACUGGACAUUAACCUUGGGCAACAAGUGGAAAACCUUUUUUGAGACAGUUCAUUUUUACCUGCGGAGUCGUGUGAAGGUGCCCUCACCUCACGGGAACUCCUCCAUUUACUACGAGCCCCUGGAGGUCAUGGACUCCUCGCGCAACCUUGGCUACAUGAAGAUCAACAGCAUGCAGGUGUUCGGCUACAGCAUGCACUUUGACCCGGAAGCCAUCCAGGACCUCAUCCUUCAGCUGGACUACCCGUAUACGCAGGGUUCACAGGACACGGCCCUACUGCAGCUGCUGGAGAUCCGGGACCGGGUCAACCGGCUGUCGCCGCCGGGCCAGCAGCGCCUGGACCUGUUCUCCUGCCUGCUGCGCCAUCGGCUCAAACUGUCCACGACGGAUGUGAUCAGAAUCCAGGCGGCUCUGCAGGUCUUCAGUGCCAAACAACCAAACUCGAUGGAAUACGAAACAACCAAAUUAUGUAGUUAAUAAAGCAAGGCAAUCUUGUGUGUCGCAAAUGUCGGUGGCACAAUCACCCGGGCCUGAUUACACUUUGGAGCAAUGUUAGUAAAUCAGUGGGGGGCAUUCACAGUAAUUGUGUUUGUUAAUCAGCCAGGUAGUUGGGGGGGGCGUAAUGUUAGCCUAGCUCUCACUAGCUCUCAGUAGAUUAGCAGAUCGUUUGAAUGGCCGUCAUGCCUUUUUUUCCUUUUUUUCAAUCAAAUAAUGGAGAACAUGAAACAUGUUUCAAUGUUUCACAAUUGAACAGAUAGCCUGUUGGUUGAAAAAUAAAUCAAGAUGUUCUAGCUGUUUAGCUGCACAGCAACCUACAAACAUUUUAAUGAAGGGUGUUUUACAGUGCAAAUCUUAUUUGGGUUAAACAGCUUUUUGUUUAUAGUUCGCAUGGCAUUUGAUUUUUUAUUUCUAUAGCUGAUUGUAUGAGCAACACAUGAAUUUGAACCCACCCUCGUUAGUGUAAUCAGGUCCCACUGUACCUGGUAGAAUGCCAGAGUACUCAAAUAGAUCAGAUCUCUCUUUUUUUUAACGUGAACACAGUGUCUCACACAUGAAGCGAUAUGUAAUAAUAGGCAGAUUCAUUUUGAUGGUAGUACUAUUUUUCAAAUAUUUGUAAGCAUAUAAUAAUGAAAAAUAAUCCAGUUAAAACAGAAUUCAUCACACUUGCUAUUGUAUGUUCAGUUACAUGUACUUUUAUUUUUAUAAACCUCUUAUUUGUGGAAAAAAGGUUACAAGAAUAAUUUCCAUAAAAUGUACAAAAAAACAUUAAUUUGUUAAUACACUAAAUAAAACUCAUUUUUAUGUGCUGUCUGUAAAUAUAUUUUAGAAUUUGGUCGUAAGAUGAUUUUUUUUUUUGUAAAUCUUAUAAUUAUUAAUUAAUAUUAUUAUGAUUCCAUAAGCAGGAAAUGCACACUGCAAACCCCACUGAACACGAAAUAUACGCAUCUGUUUUGUAUUUGUGUUCCUUUUUCGCUACAUUUUUCAAUGACAUCACAACACACAGUAGUGAGUCUUUAUUUCAAAGCUGCAUUCUUAUUCCCAGGAUUUCUGUUUGACUUCUCAAUAUGUAUGUCACACAAAGAGCAAACCAUCUCAUUUCAUUUUGAGGCUGCGUUCAGAGCUGUAUCGAGGGUUUCGCCGAGCACUUUGGCAAGCGGGAUCUCUAGGCCCCUUUUGUGAGCCGCUUCCUUGAGUGAACCUUUGCAAUUCAUCUGUGUGAAAGGCUUGGACAAGAUGCAACAUGCCUGACAACCGAAUAAUACAUUAAAGCCGGCUAGCCCCCUGGAGCAUUGCUUGCCCUAGUCUUUGGCAUAAACACUCAGUGACUUGUUCCCCCACUAAUGACUUUUCCCCUUGGAUAUCCUUGAAAGCAAUCCGCCAAAACAAGUGGUGCACAUACUACAAUGGAGAGAAGUUGCAAAACAUUUCAACCAACUUUUGAUGGGCAUGAAAAGGGGACUAAAUAGGUUAUUGAUUGGUUGUCCAGGGAAGUUCUGCUUUUUAUACUUUGAAGUCCCCUGAAGUGAACAUAAUGUCAGACAUUUAUUUGUAAUUCAUUAUUACUCCAUAAACAUUCCUUCAUUAGAAAUGUAUUA